Molecule: messenger RNA, 552 nt
Organism: Schizophyllum commune H4-8
Lineage: Eukaryota; Fungi; Basidiomycota; Agaricomycetes; Agaricales; Schizophyllaceae
Exons: 2
Coding region: 99-359 (86 amino acids)
Source: RefSeq, a predicted model, not a curated record
AGCUCGUCGGUGCUGGUGGAUGGAUGGGACUUCACCUCCCUCCCCAUGUCAGUGUCGUCGAGCCCACACUCGCCUGCCGCCGACCCCCGACGCGCGCCAUGCCUUCAAGAUUUGGGCGGGCGCGAGGACUAGUGGCUGAGUGGCGCGCCGGAAUGGCAGCCCUGCUACGAUUUGUUCGCGGGAAACCUGAGCGCGACGGUGCUGCCGUCGUCUUCUGCUCAUCGUCUUCAUCGAUUGGUACGUUCUACGCUACUCGCCUUUGUGCACUCGCUGACAACAACUUUCUCGCCGCCUCUCGCCGGAGCUUCAACGCUCGCCUCCUCUCCUCAACGCCGCCCCCGACUACCGCUCCCGCCUAAGGUGCUCUCGCAGGUCCCUACUUUCGCUGUACCCGAUGCUGGCGUUCGUGCUCCUGGUCGCUCUUGCCUCAUUGUUGCUGCGCUCGAUGUACUCGGUGGUGGUCCUUGCAUUCAGUGUUCUGUAGCGUCUGUAUCUUAUGAAAUGUCUAUUUCAUCGUAUUCUAUCUAUCUGCUCGCUGCCCCUCGGGACUAA